Messenger RNA from Echinops telfairi (small Madagascar hedgehog), 612 nucleotides. Its product is annotated as olfactory receptor 9G4-like. Lineage: Eukaryota; Metazoa; Chordata; Mammalia; Afrosoricida; Tenrecidae. Gene Ontology annotation, biological process: G protein-coupled receptor signaling pathway; sensory perception of smell. Gene Ontology annotation, molecular function: G protein-coupled receptor activity; odorant binding; olfactory receptor activity. The transcript has a single exon. The annotation marks the transcript as partial. Gene Ontology annotation, cellular component: membrane. The record is from RefSeq and is a predicted model, not a curated record.
GUGGAUAUGAAAGUGGGAAAUCGCACAACCCUGACGGAAUUCAUCUUGGUGGGCUUCACAGCAGAUCGUCAGUUGCAGCUGAUUCUGUUUGGAGUAUUUCUAAUGCUCUAUUUGGUGACCUUGUCUGGGAACAUGACUCUGGUUAUCUUAAUCCGGAUAGAUUCCCGUCUUCACACACCUAUGUACUUUUUUAUUGGCAGUCUGUCUUUCCUUGAUUUCUGGUACACCACUGUGUAUACCCCCCUAAUCCUGGUUAAUUGUAUCUCAGAAGACAAGCGGAUUUCUUUGGCAGGUUGUGGGGCCCAGGCGUUCUUUUCCUGUGUUGUAGCCUACUCAGAAUGCUACCUCCUAGCAGCCAUGUCUUAUGACCGCCAUGUGGCUAUUUGUAAUCCUUUGCACUAUUCUGGCACCAUGUCCAGAUCUCUCUGUAUUGGGCUUGUCGCUGGCUCCUACAUUGGUGGGUUUUUGAAUGCCAUCGCUCAUACAGCCAACACGUUCCGUCUGAGUUUCUGUGGCAACAAUAUCAUUGACCACUUUUUCUGUGAUGCACCACCUCUGGUGAAGAUGUCCUGUACUGACACGCGGGUCUAUGAACAAGUGCUCCUGGGUGUG